CCUGCAGCAAGCGUUCAUCAGUUGCGACAACCAAACCGCUUCACAACAACGGAGUAACACGCGAAAUCUAGCACAGUUCCAGCCGACUUCUCACAACGCCUUGGCAAUUACACAUUACUGAUUGGUGCUCCGUUGACCAAUAUAUCCGCCGGCGUUUGAAUCGCCAUCAGCACCCAUCGCCAGUUGACUCAAUCUUCCACCUGGUCGCUUGGCUGCGCAAUGAUCAACAUGGCACCAAGCAAGAUCAACGUCCUCAUCACGACCUUUGCCGGCACUGGCCUGCCUUCGACACUUUCUCUCGCUCUACCGCCAACAACUCCGAUCUCGGCUCUUUUCGACGAGCUCGACAGUCGCCUCCCAAAAUCCGCUACCAGCUCCUCCGCCCGCCUCCUCCUCUCAACUCUCUCCAGCCGUCCCAUCACCCUCAACUCGGCCCUCCCCAUCUUCUCCCUCCUUUCCACCGUCAACACAGACCUCUCUGAUGGUGAAAAUGGUCUUGAAGAAUCCGCCGACUUCCUCCCCUUGCGCCUCUCCGUCCCACUGCCAGGCGGCAAAGGCGGCUUCGGCUCGCAGCUCCGCGCGGCGGGCGGGCGCAUGUCGAAGCGCAACAAAAAAAACUCGACAGCCGAGGAAAACGGCUCGUCGCGCAACCUCGACGGCCGCCGGCUGCGCACCGUCACCGAGGCCAAGGCGCUCGCCGAGUACCUGGCCAUCAAGCCCGAGAUGGAGCGCAAGGAAAAAGAGAGGCGGCGGCAGCGGUGGCAGCAGAUUGUUGAGAUGACGGAGCGGCGGCAGGAGGAGAUUAAGUAUGGCUCCAAGAAGGUCGGGCUGGACGGGAAGUGGGUCGAGGAUAAGGAGGUGGUUGGUGAGAGGACCAGGGAGGCGGUGCUGGAGGCCAUGCGGAAGGGGUCCUAUCGGGAUAAUUUGGCUGGGGAGCUGGCCGGGGGGAGCGGGUCGUCGGCUGAAGAGGAAGAUGGGGAGGACGAAGUGAUGCAGGACGGGGAGGAGAAAAGCGGUGGUGGGUCGAAGGCUACUACUCCGCCUUCAGAGCCGGAGCCCGAACCCAAGUGGAAGGGGAAGGAGAAGGAGGUGGGGAAUGGAAAUGGGAACGGGAAUGGGAAUGGGACAGCGCGGAAGUUUUUGGGGUUCGAUGAGGACGACGAGUUCAUGAGCUCAGAUGAUGACGAGAGCGAAGGUGAAGGAUCAGAGCCGUGAAGGAUGGUUAUCUCAACAAGCCGUUCUAUUCAAGAGGGCCAAUGCUUGGAGCGAAUUUUUGUCUUUUGGCUGCAGCGUUGGGAUGGCGUUUCGGGGUGCUCGGACAAAUUACAGCAAUUAAUGAUACCAACCACUUCACACAUGCAACACGAAACGCAUUGUAUU
Molecule: messenger RNA, 1380 nt
Organism: Parathielavia appendiculata
Lineage: Eukaryota; Fungi; Ascomycota; Sordariomycetes; Sordariales; Chaetomiaceae
Exons: 1
Coding region: 229-1215 (328 amino acids)
Cellular component (GO): nucleus
Source: RefSeq, a predicted model, not a curated record